This is a messenger RNA of Coccinella septempunctata (seven-spotted ladybird), 1792 nucleotides long. It is a transcript of the gene Wdr37, whose product is annotated as WD repeat-containing protein 37. Bases 281 to 1708 code for a protein of 475 amino acids. Gene Ontology annotation, molecular function: protein binding. The record is from RefSeq and is a predicted model, not a curated record. Gene Ontology annotation, cellular component: preribosome, large subunit precursor. NCBI's taxonomy places the organism in Eukaryota, Metazoa, Arthropoda, Insecta, Coleoptera, Coccinellidae. The transcript has 7 exons.
UGUCAACUGUCUUCUGUCCCUCUGUCCGAAGUUCAGUGAUAUUUUGAAAAGGAUUUUGUUAUUUCUACAACAAAAACACACUUUCCCUUUCUCUAUGUUGUACAUUAUUCAACUGAAAACAAUAACAUGUAGCUGGAAAAUGUGCCGAUCACAUUUAGCAUUGCUAAAGUUUUGAAGUUCGAGGUUAUCGAGACUUCUCUUUGUUGAUUUCAAAUAUUCAAACGAAAAAUUUCAUGUCAAAUAUUUCCUGAAGAGAGUGAAUUGACUUUCCUGUUUCAUUAUGUCAGCAAGUACUAACACGAUAACAGGAAAAACUCAAAAAACCAAAAGAAAUGUUCUGAAUCGUCCUGCAAGCAGCAGUAUACUAGAAGGAGAUUUUUUCCUUUCCUCACGAAUAGAUAUGGAAAACGAUGGAGUUACUCCUGCUUAUAAAUCCAAAUUGCUUGCCUUAUUCAAACAAAUAGAAAAGGAAUUUGACAUACUUUAUCAGGAAAAUCAAACCUUACAUGACAAAAUUGAUUUGUUGAAUGAGAAACUGGAAAAGGACUCUUAUGAUAAACCGGAUUGUAUAGACUUUGAAAACAACAUAUCGAAAGUAUUAAGUAAGAAAUUGAGUGCCGCAUCACAGAAAUCGAAAACUGCUCAUAAAUUGAAAGCUCAAACCAGUAAGAUAGUUUCUAGUUUCAAGACUCCUAGUUUGAAUUGUACAUUGGUGAAGGACUAUUGUGGACAUAAAGAUGGAGUAUGGGAAGUAUCAGUUGCCAGACCUGGAGUACCAGUUAUUGGAACGGCAUCUGCUGACCAUAGUGCACAUAUCUGGGGAAUAGAAUCAACGAGGUGCCUACUCCAAUAUCAGGGCCACACAGGCUCUGUUAAUUCGAUUAGGUUUCAUCCAUCCAAAGAUCUGGUUCUUACUGCUAGUGGCGACUGUUCGGCGCACAUUUGGCAGGCUGCUCUAAAUUGGGAUCUGCCAAAAGGCCAUUCUUCGGAAGAAGAACUAGAAGAUGAAAUGGAAGAUAAAAUAGACUCCAAAAUACCAGCACUUAGAACACCUGUAAGGGAAUUAUUUGGACAUACCGGUGCCAUUUCCGGCGCAGAAUGGAUAGCCGGAGCUGAACAAAUAAUUACUGCGUCUUGGGACCGUCUUGCCAUACUCCAUGAUAUUGAGACUGGUAGUGCUUUAGUGCAACUUGCUGGUCACGAUCAGGAGCUUACCUACACUGCUUCCCAUCCAUCCCAAAAAUUGGCAGUUACCUCAUCAAGGGACACCACUUUUCGAUUAUGGGAUUUCAGGGAAUCUGUUCACUCUGUAUCAGUAUUUCAAGGUCAUGCCGAGAGUGUCACUUCAGUAGUAUUCACAAAGGAGGAGAAAUUAGUGUCAAGCUCGGAUGACAGGAGCGUCAAAGUAUGGGAUUUGAAGAAUAUGAGAUCUCCUGUCGCUACUAUCAGGCUCGACUCUGCUGUAAAUAGGUUAAGCGUGUCAACAAAUGGAAUUAUAGCCAUACCUCAUGAUAAUAGAAACAUCCGCUUGUAUGAUUUGAAUGGCCAAAGGUUGGCCAGGCUUCCUAGAUCUAGUCGGCAGGGGCACAACAGAAUGGUGGCGUGCGCUGCUUGGGCUGACGAAGUAAUAAAUGGUAUCAAUUUAUUUACAUGCGGUUUUGACAGGAGGGUAUUGGGUUGGUCAAUUUUGUCUAUGAAAGAUCUGUAACCGCAUUUAUUAUGCAAGCUUUAAAAUGUUUUGUGAUAGGUAUUUAUUUUUGUUCAUAAUAAAUAUAAUAUUAUUGUUUUCCAA